AUGUCGUCUUCACGGCCUGACGGCGGGGACUCGCCCUCGUCGUCACCUCUUUCCUCUCCUCCCUCUAAAAUCGACACUUCAACUCGCCCCCGGCCACGACCCAAGCUCGUUUCUUUUGGCCGCGACUCGCUCAUGGGCGGACGGCCAGACACUGAGGGCCACACCCACGUAGAAUUCAUCCACGAGAACUCGCCCACCAUUAUCCCCCAGAGAAUGUCUUCCGAAGUCGAUCCGCUCCUUAAGGAGGCUUUGUCGCCUGACGACGACGACGACUGGUUGGGCGAACAACAGGUCGAGGAGACCAAGAGCAGUUGGUUCCUGUUCUUGCUCACCUUUGGUGGCCUGGGCCUGCAAAUAGGAUGGUCUGUAGAGACCUCCAAUGGAUCCCCGUACCUACUCUCACUCGGUUUGAGCAAGUCGAUGCUUGCCCUCGUGUGGAUUGCCGGCCCGCUCUCCGGUGUGCUCGUGCAACCCUAUGUCGGUCUCAAGAGUGACAACUGCCGUCUGCGCUGGGGAAAGCGGAGGCCUUUCAUCAUCGGCGGUGCCGCUGCAACCAUCGUGUCCCUCAUGGUCCUCGCUUGGGCAAGGGAAAUCAUCGGUGGCUUUCUAGGCCUCUUCGGUGCUGACCCAGAGUCAAAUGGUGUCAAGACAUGCAUCAUGCUGUUCGCCGUCUUGUUCGUAUACGUGCUGGAUUUCGCUAUCAACGUCAUCCAAGCCGGUGUACGAGCAUACAUCGUCGAUGUAGCACCCACUCAUCAACAAGAGUCUGCCAAUGCAUGGCUCAUGCGCUCUGCUGGUAUUGGCAAUAUUUUGGGCUACCUGGCAGGUUAUAUCAACCUACCAGACUACCUUCCCUGGCUCGGUGGCACACAGUUCAAGGUCCUGUGUGCUAUCGCCUCCUUUGUCAUGAUCCUCACGGUCGGCAUCAGUUGCUCAACCUGCUCGGAACGCGAUCCUCAAUUCGACACUGCACCAGCUGAGCAGAAGGAAGGUGUCAUCGCUUUCUUCAAGGGUCUCGCGCGCUCAGUCAAGAAACUGCCUCCCCAGAUCAAGAAGGUCUGCGCCGUUCAAUUCUUCGCUUGGAUUGGAUGGUUCCCGUUCCUCUUCUACAUUACCACCUACGUUGGCGAGAUUUAUGCCGAUCCCUACUUUGAGGAGAACCCCCAUCUACCGGAUGCUAAAAUUGAUGAGAUUCUGGAGAAUGGUACGAGAAUUGGCACCAGAGCCCUGCUGAUUUUUGCCAUCACCACAUUCUUCGCCUCCGUCUUCCUGCCAUUCGUCAUUCCCCCAACAUUCCAAGCCCCAGAACCCGACCGCCCGAUAACACCGGCAACGCCAAUGACACCGACGACACCACACUCUAUGGGUGGCUCCGGCUACUUUGCCCUGGGGCCCGCCCCCAAGAGGGACUCGAACACAUUCAUGGACAAAAUAUCUAGGUCAAUGGAGAUGAUGCAGGUUAAGUCGCUUACCCUUCGUCGAUCUUGGUUCAUAUCGCACAUCCUCUUCACUGUACUUAUGGCCCUUACCUUCUUCGUUCGUAGCACGUGGGGAGCGACUGUCCUUGUCGGUGCUAUUGGCAUUCCUUGGUGUGUCACCAAUUGGGCGCCAUUUGCCAUCAUUUCUUCCGAGAUCUCCAAGAGAGAUGCCAUCCGCCGUGGUAUCAUCAAGCCUCGUGACCGCGAAUCACAGCUCAUCGCCGAGGGCGAGGAUGACGGUUCAGGCGCCGAUUCUGCCGGUGUCGUUCUGGGAAUUCACAACGUCGCCAUCGCAGCACCGCAGGUCAUCGCCACACUUGUGAGCGCCAUUAUGUUCAAGCUUCUACAAAAGCCCAGAGGGACAGCAGGCGAUACAAGUGUGGCAUGGGUGCUGCGCUUUGGUGGUGUCUGUGCCCUAGUUGCUGCAUGGUUGACAUUGCAGGUCAACGAAGAAAAGGAGGAAGAGGAGGAGGAAGAACCUUUCAGGAGGAGGCGGAUGUCUUAG
Molecule: messenger RNA, 1983 nt
Organism: Alternaria arborescens
Lineage: Eukaryota; Fungi; Ascomycota; Dothideomycetes; Pleosporales; Pleosporaceae
Exons: 2
Coding region: 1-1983 (660 amino acids)
Cellular component (GO): membrane
Molecular function (GO): sucrose:proton symporter activity
Source: RefSeq, a predicted model, not a curated record